Trametes versicolor FP-101664 SS1 is the source of this 924-nucleotide messenger RNA. RefSeq names its product DNase I-like protein. Gene Ontology annotation, molecular function: phosphoric diester hydrolase activity; double-stranded DNA 3'-5' DNA exonuclease activity; DNA-(apurinic or apyrimidinic site) endonuclease activity. Gene Ontology annotation, cellular component: nucleus. Gene Ontology annotation, biological process: base-excision repair. The annotation marks the transcript as partial. The record is from RefSeq and is a predicted model, not a curated record. The transcript has a single exon. NCBI's taxonomy places the organism in Eukaryota, Fungi, Basidiomycota, Agaricomycetes, Polyporales, Polyporaceae.
AUGCUGCGAGACCGGAGGAUCGCGAUUCUUGCACUGCAAGAGACGCACCUCGAUGAUGAAAGGGCACGAUCCCUGAACACCAUUUUUGAACGAAACAUGACCAUCCUGCAUUCGCCGGACCCCGACAACGCCACGGGCGGACGCGGCGUUGCCUUCGCGAUAAACAAGCGUAUACUAAAGGAGAGCAACCCCACGAUUCGAUGUGUUGUCCCGGGUAGAGCGAUCCUACUCAAGCUCAAGUGGUCGGAUGACCGUGACCUAAAAAUUCUCAAUGUGUACGCGCCGAACGACGGGCAAACGAACGCUGCCUUCUGGAGGACCUUAAGGGAGAAGAACCUGGGCCGCAUUGACCUCAUGCUAGGUGAUUUUAACGUUGUUGAGGACCGUGCAGACAGACUCCCCGCGAGGGACGACCCGGAGGCCCCGCGGGAUGCCCUGCGGUCACUGUGCGAGAGCCACUCGCUGUUAGAUGGCUGGAGAAUGACAAGACCGAUCGAGCAAGCCUUUACCUACCUCCAAGAGAGCACAUGCGCUCAGUCCAGACUUGAUAGAAUAUAUGUGCGCCAGAGAAUGGCGAAAGACUGCUCUGACUGGGAAAUUAGCGCGCCGGGCAUUCCUACCGACCACCUACUAGUAACAGUGGCGGUUGAGAACUAUAAAGCCCCCUUCAUUGGCCGCGGGCGAUGGGCUAUGCCUGAGCACCUCCUGACGGACGAGACUAUGAAGAAGACAAUGAAGCUGCUAGCAACAACUCUGAUUAGCUCCCUGACUGCUGGACGAGUGCGGACGGAGGAGGAGAACCCGCAGACGGCAUACGCCACCUUCAAGCGAGACCUAAUUGCGGCGGCGCGUGCGAGAGCCAAAGAGAAAGUCCCGAAAAUCCAACGGAAAAUGGACGGACUGAAGAAGGACCUUGACCGCCUG